This is a messenger RNA of Folsomia candida, 1130 nucleotides long. Its product is annotated as proteasome assembly chaperone 2. Bases 144 to 1016 code for a protein of 290 amino acids. Gene Ontology annotation, biological process: proteasome assembly. Lineage: Eukaryota; Metazoa; Arthropoda; Collembola; Entomobryomorpha; Isotomidae. The record is from RefSeq and is a predicted model, not a curated record. Gene Ontology annotation, cellular component: cytosol; nucleus. The transcript has 5 exons.
CAUUAUUUUCAUUUUUGACACAGUCAGCGUGUGUCAACAGGUUUAAUUUAAUUUUAAUGUUUGUAUUCAUUCCUACUUUGAAGUAAAGGGAAGUAAAUUGAAGUAAAGUGAAGUAAUUUGCUACUGAGCUGAAAUUUGGUACGAUGGAAGCGACGAAUGACGACGCAGGGUUGACCCUCGAGUUUGAAAACUUGCAUUUGGGAGAAGAACCGAAGAUUGAGUCAAAUUUUAAAGGUUUCAAACUCUUUUUGCCUGCAGUAUCGGUGGGGAAUGUUGGUCAGCUGGCGAUGGAUCUUUUGUUAUCAAACCUUCCAGAGAAAUCUCCCCCUGUUAAGAUUGGACGGAUGUUCCACCCCUCGCUGGAACCAGUGGUUGGGUUGGAUAUUCAUACUCAGAAUGGAUUAAUGACCUCAUGUGAAGUUUUUCUCGUGAAGGAGCUCCAGUAUGUGAUAAUACAUUUCCAUUCUCCAGUGACAAUGAAAGGACGCACAGAAUUUGUCAACAGUCUCGUGGAGUGGAUCGGAAAGCAAAAAUUCUCUCAAGUGGUUUGUUUCACAAGUAUUUUCGCGGAGGACAGGAUUGAUCCACAACUUGUAGGAAUUCCAUUCAGAUAUUUAGCAACUGACGGUACUCCGGAAUUACUUACUCAAAUGCUACAAGACUUGGAAUGGAAACAAUUAGAAAAGCGUCAGUUUCCAGCCCCUGCAGUCAUGGACAACACGGAAAAGAAUGACAACGAAGGUGUCUUGCACCUUCCUGGAAGUGGAAUUACAAAAUUGCUCUAUGAAGAAUGUCAACUUCAAAAGAUUCCCUUUCUUGCGCUGAUCAUGUUUGCCUCCGAGGGCGACAACACUCCAGAAGCUAUGACUAUGUUUCAAAUGGCUGAUCGCAUCUUUGGAUUUCGAAAGUCUACAAGUACAAAUCAGGACAUCAGCCCAGGAGGAAGGGACAGGAUGAUUGUUCCAAUUUCCUGGACCCAUUUGGGAGAACACAACCACUCUUCUUCUUUAUAUUAAGUAGUAUCUCAAAACAUCCGGUUUUAAUUUGUUAAAGUGGUAUUUUACAAUCAUUAUAAAGCAAACAGAUUAAAAAUUAUAUAUUAUCCUGUGUUGCAACAGGAACUACAAACA